AUGGGAAACGAACAGACCAUAAAAAAGAUAGUCCCACCAAAAGAAAUUUUUGAGCAGAUUUGUUAAAAAUAAGAAUCUAAGUAAAAUCCACUCAUCUUCUCAUCUAAAAUUUUCUGCGAUAUUUUUUAAGAGCUAGAGGCUAAAGGAUAUAUUUUAACCUCAUUCAUAGGCUAAGUAGGAUUAGGUACAAUUUUUGAAGCAUAAAAAGGAAAUGAGUUCUUUGCAAUAAAAUGCCUAAUCACACAUAACCCAGAUGAUAUCUAAAAAGAAAUAAAUCUUCUGAAUUAAUUUAAAAUGAAUUCUAGUUAUUUUCAAACCUUCAAGGAAGGAUUUUAUUCUGAAAAAUGUCAUAUCUAUUUCUACAUUGCAGAGAAAUUAUCAUGUAAUUUGCAAAAGGUUUAAGAAACAUAUUUAUCUAACAAUUAAUAACUGUGCUAUUAUUCUAUUUUGGCAAUAGCAAUUUAGAUAUCAAAAGGUCUUUGCAUUUUAGAAGAAAAUAAUAUUUAUCAUAAUGAAGUUAUACCAGAAAAUAUUAUGUAUGAUAGUAAGUUAAAGACAUUCAAGCUAGGUGAUGUAGGUAUUUCUUAAAUAAAAAAGAAUAUAGUAAUCUAAUAGACUCAUAGAGAAAUUCACAAAUAUUUUGCCCCAGAAAAAGUAAAGCAAAUAAAAGAGAUAUCUUUAUAAAGUGAUAUUUAUAGUCUUGGAUUAAUUUUAGUUGAACUUACUUGUGGAAGGUUCUUAACAGUUGAAGAAACCGAUUUAAUCAGAAAAGGUUUUUUGGAACAAUAUUUGAAUCAAGAAGAAUCAUUCAAAGAUCUGAAUUAAUUAAUUAAAUAGAUGCUGUGUAUAAAUAAAGCUAAUAGAUUUAAACCUAGGGAGCUUGAAGAAUAAUUAUAUUCUUUGUAAAGAAUUGAGGAAAUAAAAUUUUAAAGUGUUUUAUCUAAGAAAUAGAAAAUACCUAAACUUUAAUAAAUCAAACUUUUGUAGUAGUUAUAAAAAUCUUUUUAAGAAGUAGAUAUUAAUAUUAAAGACUAGCCAGAAUAACUAGGCCUUUCAGUAGAGAAAUCCUUUAAAGAAAUCAAUUUAGAGAUACAAAAUUUCGAAUAACAGCUUGUAUACAGAUUAUGCAUAAACGCAGCUGAAAACUAAAUUGGGCAAGAUGGGGCUAAUAAAAUUGGUUAAAUAUUACAAAGAUGCUAAUAUCUUACUAAUUUAAGUCUCAACUUAUAAAACAACUCGCUAAAUGCAGAAGCAGCUAAAGUUAUUAGUUCAAACUUGUAAAAUUUGAAUAAUUUGAUUAACUUGAAACUAAAUUACAAUAUGAAUUCUAUAAAAUCUGAAGGAGUCAAUAGCAUUUUUAAAAUGCUAUCGUGUUAUAAGAAUCUGAAUAUUUUAAACGUUGAAUUGGAAUAAAACUCAAUUGGAGCAGAUGCUACUAAAAGUAUUUCUGAAUUUCUAGAAAAAUGUUAAAACUUACGUAAGCUAAAUCUAAGUUUGCAUAACAACUAAAUCGGAGUAGAUGGAGCAAAAAAUCUUGCUUAAGGCUUAGAAAACUGUAAAACAAUAACAAAGUUAGGACUUAACCUCUUUUUCAAUUAGAUUCAAAGAGAAGGUGCCUAAUUUAUAUGUAGUAGCCUUGAAAAAUGCUAUAAUAUGAUAGAAUUAAACUUGGACCUAGGAGAUAACUCUAUUGGAUUGGAAGGAGCUAAAAAUAUUGGCUAUAGCAUAGAGAGAUGCUUCAGUAUUUAAACGUUAUUUCUAAAUUUAUUAUUAAAUGAUAUUGGCGAUGAAGGAGCUAAAAGCAUUGGAAGAAGCUUUGAGAGAUGCAAAAAUAUUACAAGUUUAAAUCUUGACUUAAGUGGAAAUCAAAUUGGAGAAAAUGGAGAAUAAAUUAUUUCUAAAUGCUUAUCUUAAUGCUAAUGGAUUAAAACAUUAAAAAUAUAUGUUUGA
Tetrahymena thermophila SB210 is the source of this 1950-nucleotide messenger RNA. RefSeq names its product kinase domain protein. Gene Ontology annotation, biological process: nucleocytoplasmic transport; activation of GTPase activity; protein phosphorylation. Gene Ontology annotation, molecular function: small GTPase binding; GTPase activator activity; protein kinase activity. Lineage: Eukaryota; Ciliophora; Oligohymenophorea; Hymenostomatida; Tetrahymenidae. The record is from RefSeq and is a predicted model, not a curated record. Gene Ontology annotation, cellular component: cytosol; perinuclear region of cytoplasm; nucleus. The transcript has 14 exons.